GGGGCGAACCGCGUCCACAGACAACGCCCCCUCCCCUCUUCUCAUCCUUUGGCAACGGCGUCGCGGGACCUUCUCGACUCCCACAAUGAGAAGGGAAAUGCUGUUCCUCGCAGCACUCCAUGCUGCUGUACUCUUUGCUUCCAUUCAAGUCAUGGCUCAAAAAAGGGAGAGAGUGAUCUGCACCAAUGUGUACCUGGCUGACAUUGUAUUCCUGGUAGAUGGAUCCUCUAGCAUCGGCAGGGGAAAUUUCCGCAUGAUUCGAUCCUUCAUGGAAGGACUGGUUGUUCCUUUUAUCAAUGUGGUGGGUCCGAAUGGGGUACGUUAUGCAGCUGUGCAGUACAGUGAUGACCCCAGGAUUGAGUUCAAAUUCUCUGACUUUCUCAAUGGAACGGAAGUGAUACAGGCUGUUCAAGAGAUAGCCUUCAAGGGUGGAAAUACUCGCACAGGAGCAGGCCUGCGUUAUGUAGCAGAUAAUUUAUUUGGGGCCAGUCAGCUCCGGCCUAGCAUUCCAAAGAUCUGUAUUCUCAUUACUGAUGGAAAGUCUCAGGAUGAGGUUGAGCAGACAGCCUUAAAACUGAAGAAUCAAGGCAUUAAAGUCUUUGCUGUGGGUAUCAAAAAUGCAGACCGGAAGGAGCUUGACCGAGUGGCUUCUACACCCACAGAAGAUUAUUCCUUCUAUGUUACUGAUUUUAAAAUCCUGGCGUCCCUCCUGCCACUGGUGUCACAGAAGGUGUGUGCCAGCACAGGAGGCAUCCUCCAGACAAUAGGUGCCUACAAUGGUCCUUCCAACCUGGCCUUUGUUGAACAAGGAACAGACAUGCUAAGGAUCCGUUGGACAGCAGCUGGUGGUCCUGUAAUUGGAUAUAAAAUCCAGUAUGUACCUUUGACUGGCCUGGGGCAACAAAUCAUGUCAGAAAGGCAGGAGAUCAGUGUAGGAUCUGGUGAGACAAGCACUGUACUUCGUGGCUUGAAAAGUGGGACAGAUUACCUGGUCACUAUUAUAGCUCAGUAUGCCAACCGCAUUGGAGAAUCAGUUUCUGGCAAAGGACGGACACAGAUCCUGUCUGGAGUGACGAAUUUUCGGGUGUUGGAAACAGGACCAUUUUUCCUCAGACUGUCCUGGACAGCUGAUCUGAAUGAAGCCCUACAAGGCUACAGGCUCACUUAUGUGGCUAGAGGUGAAGCUCAGGCUGAAGAAGUGAACCUUGAUGCCAGUUCUACUUCAUUCUUGCUCAGCAACCUUCGACCUAACACUGACUAUGUGAUAACAUUGCAUCCGAUCUUCCCACAUCAUACAAUAGUGCCUGCUGUAGUUCAUAGUCGAACAUUGAAUUUGGCAGGAAUACAACAACUAAGUGCCCAGGACAUCUCCUCCCAAGGGAUGCUGGUGAUCUGGAGGGGUGUGAGUGGAGUUACUGCAUAUCGUGUUACCUGGGAACUCCUCUCAGGUCAGGGUCGUCAAACAGCUGAUGUGGAUGCCAGCAAGAAUUCAUAUUUGUUAACUAGGUUGCAGCCUAACACUGAUUACCUGGUAUCUGUUGUGCCACUCUAUGGACAGGUAGAAGGUCCCAAGGCCUCUAUUAGGAGGAGAACAGAAAUAGCCCAGAUUCUUAGGACUAUUGCUGUUGAACCAACAUCAAUUAAAGUUGCCUGGAAUAUCAUUCCUAAUGCUCGUGGGUAUCGUCUGGAGUGGAGAAAAGCAACAGGAGUGGAUUCUCCCAAGGCUGUCUCUUUUCCCACCAAUGAGAACAGCUACACUCUGAGUGACCUGCAGCCAAGCACGGAAUAUCAUAUCACCCUCUACACUUUGUAUGAUGGAAAAGAAGUAGCAACUCCAGUUACUAUUUCAGAGACAGGGGUGGCCCCUUCAGUGGGAACCAUCUCCAACUUGAGGAUCAUCGAGACCAUAGGAAACAGAGUCCGGCUAUCAUGGCUAGGAGUCCAAGGAGCCACAGAAUAUAAGAUUGUAGUACGCAAUAUGCAAGAUGGCACUGAGAGGGUUCGACGUAUCCCAGGCUCCCAGACCACACAGGACUUAAUUGAUCUGAAAGAGAAUGUCUCCUACGUGGUUCGUGUGUCAGCUCUUAUUGGCAGUCAAGAGGGCAGUGCAGUACCUCUCAACAUCCAGAUCCGACCACCAUUAGUGGCCAGUGUAUCAAACCUGCGCAUGGUGCCAGUGGGUGUGGGUCGCAUUCGGCUGCUGUGGACUCCUGUUCCCAGGGCUACAGCUUAUAAACUGGUGAUUAUCAACACUCAGGAUCGAUCAGAAGAAACAAGAAGAAUUCCUGGAGACCAGAGUUCCUUUGAAUUGCAAGAUCUGAAGGAGGGUGUCCCAUACUUGGUACAAAUAAUAACACAGUUGGGCACCCAAGAAAGCACUCCUGCCACCCUUACUUUCCAAGUUGAACUUCCAUCUGUAGGCAGAAUCACCAAUUUAGAGGCAGCUCCAUCUGGGCCCAAUCAGUUGCGUGUUACCUGGAAUCGGGUACCUGGGGCCACUGGCUAUAAAGUGACGUGGCGAUUGAGAGACGGUCAAAAGAUCUCUCGAGUCGUACCAGCUGAUAUAAACUCCUAUACCAUUGAUGGUCUCAGGCCUGGAACUGUCUAUUUAAUUGAGGUUUCAGCCUUAGUUGGCAGCAGAGAAGGAACCUCAGCUACCACCACAGUUACAACAGGCUUUGAUCCAGUGGGAACAGUCACCAGCCUCAGAGUCCUUGAGUCCAGGGGCAAUGUGGUACGCAUCUCUUGGGUUGGUGUUCCAGGGGCUACAGCAUAUCGAGUGGUGUGGAGCCAGCGUAGUGGUGGACCUGAAAGCAGCAAACUGGUCUUGGGAAACGUUAAUUCCUUUGACUUAGAAAACCUGGAAGGAGGAGUCAGCUACAUUGUAAAAGUCACAGCACUGAUUGGGAACCGUGAAGGAAAUCCUGUGUCUAUUACUGUUACAACACCGGCAAUCCCAGUUCAACCGAUUGAAAACCUGCGUGUGACUGACUCCUCAGAAUCCCAUUUUCGACUAGAAUGGAACCCAGUACCAGGGAGCACAGGCUACCGACUCACCUGGCGGCUUGCAGGUGGGCCUGAGAUGAGUCAGCUGUUGCCAGCCCAAAUCAACACCUAUGUCAUUGAAGAUCUGCAGCCAGGAGGGCGCUACGAUAUCCGGAUCACAAGUCUGAUUGGCAGACAGGAGAGUGAAGCUGUGGCCAUUGUUGCCACCACUGGAGCUGUGGGCCGGGUGGCCAAUUUCCAGGUGACAGAUACUCAAAAGGAUUCUGUAACAUUGUCCUGGACUCCAGUUCCUGGGGUUUCUGGCUAUAUUCUCACAUGGAAAUCUCCAAGAGAGGGAGGAGAGGCACAAAGAACAUUGCCUGGAUCAGAAACAUCCCAUCGAGUGUCUGGGUUGCAUCUGGGGGAGCGAUACACCUUUAUGAUUCGCCCAAUGUUUGGGAGCAUCUCCGGUGCUGAGGUUUCUAUUACUGGCCAGACAGUCUGUCCAGAUGCCCAGCGUGAUGUCAUUUUUCUUAUACAUACAACUCGAGACAAAGCCUACAAUGCAGAGGUGGUGCGAAGCUUACUCUCCAACAUUAUAUCCACUCUUCGUCCAGGCUCUGAAACUACCCGGGUGGGCAUUGCAAUGUACAGCUACCGAGGCCUCCCUUUACUCCUGCUUAAUCGUUCCAAAGACUUAGCAACUGUCCUGCAGCACCUUCGCUCACUGCGCUAUGAAGAGCCUAGUGGCAAUGCCAUUGGAGCAGCCAUUAAUUUUGUGAAGAGCUACAUGCUAAGCCCCACUGCAGGGCGAAGACCUGGUGUACCAGGAACCUUAGUGAUAUUGGCAGAUGGGUCACCCAGUGAUGAUGAUGCUACGGGACCGGCCAGGGAAAUCAAAGCUGCCGGAAUCCAGAUUCUAGCAGUGGGGAUGGAAGGAGCUGAUCGUGAACAACUGCGUCGCCUUGUGACCAGUGAAGAAUCACGUAACGUUUUCUUUGUGCAAGACUCAAACAGUCUGUCAGAGGUGGAAGUGGGGCUUGCCAGUGCCCUCUGCAUCAUAGAUGGGCCUAGACCAGAGCCCUGUGCUGAGCAGUGCCCUAAGGGUGAGAAGGGUGAGCCAGGUGAGCCUGGACAGAAAGGACAAGUGGGAAAUCCUGGCUCUUCUGGAACUCCGGGACGCAAUGGGAUCCCAGGUCCUCCAGGUCCAAUGGGACCUCGGGGUCCCCCAGGUGACACUCUUGGGAGGCAAGGUGAAAAAGGAGAGAGGGGAUUUCCAGGAGCAGAUGGAGCACCAGGGAAUCCUGGUCGGCCUGGCAGUUCAGGUUCUCCUGGUCAGCCGGGUGGUCCUGGCCUUCCUGGUCUCAGAGGUAUCCAAGGGGAGCGUGGACUGAUUGGCCCAGGUGGGCCAAGAGGAGAGAAAGGUGAGCCGGGGGAGCCUGGAAUACCAUUGAAUGGAGGAAGAGGCCUUCCUGGCCAAAAGGGAGAGCCUGGCAAUCCAGGAAACCCAGGAAUUCCAGGCCUCAGGGGUCCUGUAGGGGAUCCUGGGCUAGUAGGACUUCGUGGGCCAGCAGGGCCUCCUGGCAUUUCUGUCAAGGGUGAGAAGGGCGACCGAGGUGAGCAAGGCCCUCCUGGACCAGGUGAUGGAGGUGUGGUCAGAGGAGAACCUGGUAUUCCAGGUAUUCCCGGAGAUCCUGGGCCCAGGGGACCCUCUGGACCUCCAGGACAAAAAGGUGAUAAGGGAGACGGAGAAGAAGGUUUUCCUGGACUUCCUGGACGUACUGGAGACCCUGGAGAUCGGGGCCCCAGAGGACCUCCAGGUGAACCUGGGAUCAAGGGAGACCAUGGUCUUCCUGGUGCACUUGGGCCAUCAGGAGAAAAGGGAGAGCCUGGAUUGCCUGGUCCUGAAGGAGAGAAGGGCGAACAAGGUCCCUCAGGCCGUCCUGGUCCAUCUGGCAGAGAUGGCUUACAAGGAACACCUGGGUCUCGAGGAGAACAAGGAGAGAGAGGAGAGCCUGGUAUACCCGGUCUGCCGGGAUCCAGCAUUUCUGGAAUUAAAGGAGAUAAGGGAGAAAGAGGCAUUAUAGGACCUGAAGGCCCACCUGGACCAAGAGGAGAUGAUGGGGUCAAAGGAGAACGUGGGCCUCCUGGUCUUAGUGUCCCUGGCCCACCUGGCCCAAAAGGAGAACAAGGAGAAAAUGGACUCACAGGACUGGCUGGCAAAACUGGCCCACAGGGUGAUCCAGGAGAGCCAGGGGAGAGGGGAGAGUCAGGAAGACCAGGCCCUGCAGGACCAACUGGCCCACGAGGAAAAGAGGGUGAAAGGGGUGACAAAGGAGAGGAAGGAAUCCCUGGUGAGCCAGGCCUACCUGGGAAACCUGGAGAGAAAGGUCCACGGGGUCCGCCAGGCAUUAGAGGCCUUCUUGGUGAGAAGGGAGACCAGGGCGAUCCUGGUGAAGAUGGGAGAAAUGGCAGCCCUGGACCACCAGGGUCAAAGGGUGAUCGAGGGAGUCCCGGAGUGCCGGGUCCUCCAGGCCAAACUAUUGGUGUGGGGCCUGGAGAAGGAGGGCAAAAAGGUGAAAAGGGGGAGUCAGGUGACCCUGGCGAGGAUGGCACGAAAGGAACAAAAGGAGAAGUUGGUUUACCUGGCCUGCCAGGAGAACGGGGAAUUGAAGGUCCCAGAGGGGUCCCUGGAGUUCGUGGUGACCCUGGAGAUCGAGGCCCAGUGGGAGAAAAGGGUGACCGAGGUCCUCCAGGCCUAGAUGGUCGGAAUGGCUUGGAUGGAAAACCUGGACAAAUAGGCCCUUCAGGCCAAAGAGGUGAUCCAGGAAAGCAGGGUGACCCUGGUCGAGAUGGCUUGCCAGGUCAGCGUGGAGAGCAAGGUCCUCCUGGAGCACUUGGCCCACUGGGAUCUCCAGGAAUGCCUGGCAAGCCUGGUGAAGAUGGUAAACCUGGGCUGAAUGGAAAGAAUGGAGAAGAUGGGAUCCCAGGAGAAGAUGGGAGAAAGGGAGAGAAAGGUGAACCUGGAACAUCUGGCAAAGAAGGUCCUGAGGGCGUUAAAGGAGAGAGAGGAACCAGUGGGCCUCCAGGGCCUCCAGGACCAUCAGGUGUUCCUGGUGUGCCUGGACAAGUUGGCCCACCAGGCCAGAGCUUGCCCGGCCUCCCUGGAAUAUCUGGCCAAAAGGGAGACAGAGGAGAACCAGGAUCCAAAGGAGAGCAGGGGAGAAAUGGUGAAACUGGGCCACGAGGGGAACCCGGGACAGCAUCAAAUGUUGAACGAGCCCUAGAAGCACAUGGUAUUAAGCUUUCCCAACUCAGAGAGAUCACUGGUACUUAUGAUGGCAGCUCAGUCCCUGACCGCCGGAGAGGAAUGAAGGGUGAGAGAGGAGAUCCAGGAGACAGAGGGCCACCAGGGAAGGAGGGUCUCAUAGGCUUCCCUGGAGAAAGAGGAGCAAAAGGAGAUAAAGGAAAUGAAGGACCACAAGGACCACCAGGACGUGCCAUUGGAGAACAGGGGCCAAGAGGAUCGCCUGGGCAGUCAGGGGAGCCUGGGAAACCUGGAAUUCCAGGGCUCCCAGGCCGGGCAGGAGAACUUGGAGAAGCAGGGAGGCCCGGAGAGAAAGGUGACAGGGGUGAGCAAGGUACAAAAGGAGAACAGGGUAGAGAUGGCCCACCAGGUCCUCCAGGUCCACCAGGACCCAAGGAAGAUACAACAAUAGACUCUGGAUUUCCUGGAGAACGUGGACCUAUGGGACCCAAGGGAAGCAAGGGAGACCCAGGAGAAGAUGGUGCAAAGGGCUCCAGAGGCGAUAAGGGUGAAGAUGGUCAAAAAGGGGAGAGAGGUGAAGCUGGUGAAAAGGGCAGGGAUGGCACUCCAGGACUUCCAGGAGAGAGAGGCCUCCCUGGGUCAGAAGGGAAAGCGGGCCUACAGGGUAUUAGAGGGCCCCCCGGCCCAGCUGGAAAUCAAGGGGAUCCUGGAUCACCAGGUUCUCCUGGUCCUGUCGGCCCACCUGGAACUCAGGGUGUACCUGGAAUAAAGGGAGAUGUAGGAGAACCUGGGUCCAGCAUACGAGGUAUGACAGGCCCGCCAGGAAGUGUGGGACUCCCAGGACCAUCAGGAUCCUCUGGGCCUGUGGGUCCACAGGGCCCUCCAGGGUUACCAGGACAAGUGGGUGAGCCGGGGAAACCAGGUGUACCAGGAAGAGAUGGAGUGCCUGGAAAAGAAGGGGAGUCUGGAAUGCCAGGGAAAAUGGGUAUUUCAGGGUCUUCAGGACCUGCUGGUCCUAAAGGGGAACCUGGAGAUGCUGGGUCCCCAGGUCAGACUAUAGUGGGGCCUCCUGGAAUGAAAGGUGAGAAGGGUGAACCAGGCGAUUUUGAUGAGGAAGUUCUGAAGAAGCCAGGUCCCAAAGGUGAUCGAGGCAUACCAGGUCCUCGUGGAGACAAGGGUAAUCCUGGAAGUCCAGGGAUAUCUGGAGAUCCUGGAGAAGAUGGAGCCAAAGGAUCAGCUGGGAUCAAAGGCGAAAAGGGUUCAGUUGGAAUUGGCAUCCAGGGACCUCCUGGACAGGAUGGACCUCAAGGCUUAAAGGGAGAUCCUGGUUUACCUGGCCCACCAGGCCCACCUGGUUCACCAGGUGGAGUUGGAACUCCUGGCCAGCGUGGCCUGAGAGGAGAAAAUGGAAUGACUGGCCAACCUGGACCCCCAGGAGAGAGGGGUUUGAUUGGCUUCCCAGGGAGAGAAGGUACUGCAGGGUCACCAGGACCUCCAGGACCCCCAGGUUCACCAGGUACUUCAGGCACUCCAGGAGUAAAGGGUGACAAGGGGGACACAGGUAUUGGACAACCAGGACCUAGAGGAGAACGAGGAGAUCCAGGAUCUCGGGGUGAAGAUGGGCGCCCAGGUCUGGAGGGAGAUCGAGGGCCUGCUGGCCCUCCUGGAAACAGAGGAGAGAGGGGUGACAAAGGUGACAUUGGGCUUAUGGGGCUGAAAGGAGACAAAGGAGAUACUGUCAUUGUGGAAGGCCCAACAGGUCUGCGGGGGAACAAAGGAGAACCAGGAGAACGUGGCCUAAAAGGAAUGGAAGGGGACAAGGGUGACAAAGGGGAUCACGGAAUCAUUGGAGAGAAGGGAGUAAAGGGUGAACAAGGUGAGAAAGGAUCCACAGGCUUCCCUGGUGCACGAGGACCCAGUGGGCAAAAGGGAGAAAUUGGUAAAUCGGGAGAACCAGGAGAGCCGGGCCAGUCUGGAAAGGAUGGUAUUCCUGGAACCAGAGGGGAGAAAGGAGAAAUGGGACCUAUUGGAAUGCGAGGCCCAAAGGGCGAUCGAGGAAUGAAAGGAGCCUGUGGCCAAGAUGGAGAUAAGGGUGAGAAGGGAGAGCCGGGGUUACCAGGCCGAACGGGCCUUCUUGGAAAGAAGGGUGAUCCUGGAGAGAUUGGCAUACCUGGGAGCCCAGGAAUCCCUGGAAAGGAAGGCCUUAUCGGUCCAAAGGGUGACAGAGGAUUUGACGGCCAGAAAGGAUCCAGAGGCGAUCAGGGAGAAAAGGGUGAAAGGGUGGGCUAUUCUUUCACUUACAAAUAAUGGAGGGGGGGGGAAAUCAAUACAAUAAAAUCUGCAUACUUUUAAAAUCUGGAAAUAAAAGAAAUGCCAUGCUUUUAAAAGCUAUACUUGGGGAUAAAUAAAUAUAAAUCAGGGGUGUCAAACUGCCGGCCCGCAGGCCAAAUGCAUAUGGCAAAACCGGCCCAUCCCAUUGCCGGCAAUGGGAAAAAAAAGUCGUGAUACGUCGCAACACGUCACGUGAUGUUGUGAGUUUGACUUCCCUGAUAUAGAUGAUAUAGCUAGAUAUGGGUAUAUAUAAAUGAAUACAUAAAAUUCUUAGUUUGGAUGAAUUUGUCUGUUUAAUUUGCUAUCAAAGCAAUAGAAAUGCACCUAUAAACAAAAUAAUCUUUUGGUUUUUUAUUUCAAACUGCCUAGAUUUCAAUCCCUUUGAGAGCCAGUUCUCACAAUAGGAGAAACUUCUUGCACAUUAAAACAACAGAUGAAACAAUUCCUACCCAAAAAAUAGUAGUUUAAAACCUUGAUUUCAUUAUAACUAGGGCUUGUAUUUGAUACACAGCAGUUGCUGGAAUUCUUUUCAUGAUAACUUUUAUUAGCUUUAAUCUUAAAAAUAAAUCUUUGUAUCAGAGUUGUGUGUCUCUGACCAAACGUUCUAAAAAGCAGCCUGAUAGCCCAUUAAAUUAAUUGUGCUUAUAUCUUAUCUUCUGAAACCUUGCAGUUUAAUUUUCAUAAUAUAAUUACUUUUCCAAAAUUGUAAAACUGUCCACUUAUAUGUUUAUUCAUUAUUAGAGAAACAUAGGCAGAAAUUGUUUUAACCCUUUUCAGAGUCAUCGUGCAGUCUCAGUUAAGAGGAUUACAAGGUAUAAGAUUUCUGCUUUUGGAAAGAUUGCUAAGGACUCUACCUUUUAAUACAAAUCUAGGCUUAUGUGCAUAAUGAGGAUAAUAUAAGUAAUGCUUAUAUGGUUCAAUAAACCUGGUUUAUUGAACUAUACAAAUAAGGGGAUAUCACUCAAAGUUAGAACUCUUAAGUGAGUUUUUAUAAUAUAAUCCUUACUUGAUUCAUAGAGAUAAUAAUAAUAACAAUAAUAAUAACAACAACAACAACAACAAAUGUGCCACACUUACUAUCAAACAAGGAAAA
This is a messenger RNA of Crotalus tigris (Tiger rattlesnake), 9677 nucleotides long. RefSeq names its product collagen type VII alpha 1 chain (gene COL7A1). The transcript is spliced from 112 exons. The record is from RefSeq and is a predicted model, not a curated record. Gene Ontology annotation, molecular function: protein binding. The coding region runs from base 86 to 8560 and encodes 2824 amino acids. Lineage: Eukaryota; Metazoa; Chordata; Lepidosauria; Squamata; Viperidae.